Schizosaccharomyces japonicus yFS275 is the source of this 976-nucleotide messenger RNA. Its product is annotated as di-trans,poly-cis-decaprenylcistransferase. Gene Ontology annotation, cellular component: endoplasmic reticulum membrane; dehydrodolichyl diphosphate synthase complex. The transcript has 2 exons. Gene Ontology annotation, molecular function: ditrans,polycis-polyprenyl diphosphate synthase [(2E,6E)-farnesyl diphosphate specific] activity; transferase activity, transferring alkyl or aryl (other than methyl) groups. The record is from RefSeq and is a predicted model, not a curated record. Bases 153 to 947 code for a protein of 264 amino acids. NCBI's taxonomy places the organism in Eukaryota, Fungi, Ascomycota, Schizosaccharomycetes, Schizosaccharomycetales, Schizosaccharomycetaceae. Gene Ontology annotation, biological process: dolichyl monophosphate biosynthetic process.
GUUUCUUUGAAGCUCGCUUCUGCUCGCUCUCUCUCGUCUAAUCUCGCUUCUGUUCGGUUAUUCUCACCUCUCGUUUCGCCAGCACCAACCUCGACACGCCUCCAACAGUGUUCCACAGCGAGUGCAUGCGUGUGUGUGAAGAGUGAGACACCAUGCUGAGCAAAAUCUGUUUCCGCGUGUUGCUCUGCGCGCUGCAUCUGUUCGUGCGUCUGUUCGACGGAACGCUCUCAUGGAUUCGGUGGACGCAGAGCUACUUUUUGAGCUUGCUCUACCAUCAUCACUGCAGUCAUGAUUUAAUUCGACGCGACACUGAGUCGCUGAAAAAACGACCCAAACACAUCGCCGUGAUUGUCGAUUACUCUGAGGAGGGCGGCAUUGAGGCACUUGUGGACAGCGUCUGUGAGCUGUCUGCCUGGUGUCUUUGUUCCGGCAUUUACGAGCUGACGGUUUAUGAAAAAAAUGGUUACCUAAAAGAACAUCCUACUGCUUUGCAAAAGGCCAUCGAGUCACACCUGCCGUACUACUUUGGCGAACUUCGCAUCAACGUUAACGUGAGCAGCCCCUGUUCGCCCGAGGCAUCUGCUGCCUCGACCACUGAGAGCCACUCAGACCAAACAAGCCUCAACCUGCGUCUUAUUGCACGCGAAGAUGGACGUGACGCUAUUAUUGACCUUGCCCGUGGACUCGUGGACCUCAGUGUAAAGCAUGUUAUUACGAGUACUCAAGUCAACAUGGAAUUGAUUGACAAAGAACUUAGUGAAAGCGUAAUCCCCGAGCCUGACUUGCUCAUUGUUUUCUCUAAGAAGUUCAGACUUCAAGGUUUCCCCCCAUGGCACUUGCGUCUCUGCGAAAUUUAUUACGACGAAAGUCUGAGGGGCGUCAAUUACUUGACCUACUUUAAGGCUCUCAUUCACUACUCGGACGCCGAAAUGCGUCUUGGUCAUUAAUAGUAUGCUACGAAAGUUUGCGGGGUACA